Molecule: messenger RNA, 2489 nt
Organism: Manduca sexta (tobacco hornworm)
Lineage: Eukaryota; Metazoa; Arthropoda; Insecta; Lepidoptera; Sphingidae
Product: cytochrome P450 CYP12A2
Exons: 10
Coding region: 432-1961 (509 amino acids)
Molecular function (GO): heme binding; iron ion binding; monooxygenase activity
Source: RefSeq, a predicted model, not a curated record
CGGACUAUUUGCGUCCAGUCCCUGGUUCUGAAUGAGCGUGUCGUGGACUUGCGACGUGGCUUUUGUUUAGUUUCCAUAUACACAGUCAUUAUCCAAGUCAAAUCGUGUUUUCAUACUAAAAGAAGUGUUGUGCUGACGCCACUUUAUAGUAGAAAAGGCAAUAGAAGAAAAUAAUAAUCUUUAAAACAUUUAACUAUGACUGUCAACGAUCUGGAAUUGAUACGCAAAAAUAAUAACUCCUAGAGGACAGAACGGACGGACAAAUUAUAUCUCAUAAUCACGAUCAUAACACCUGCAUACUUUCCUCUCUCAACAGCACAUUAAGUGUUGAUACGGUAUCUAUUAUUUACGAGAGUUAGUGAGCGAUAAGGUAAUUCUGCUUAGAGUGUUUGUUGCCGGUAGUGUGUUGUGCUGCGAGUGAUCGUCGCAAGAUGUAUUUGAAUAGAGUGCGGAUUUGUAGCUCGCGAUUAGUAGCGGCCCCUACACACUUUGUACGGAGUAUCACAGUGAACAGCACAGCGGUGGAAGUUGAAGAGGGGACUGCUCAGCUCAAGUCAUGGAGGGAGAUCCCGGGACCUUCAUCACUGCCUUUACUAGGGUCUCUGCAACACUUCAUACCCGGCGGCAUGUUCCACAAGUUAGACGGCAUUGACUUUACUCGCAAACUGUACCAGAACUACGGACCAAUUGUGAAAGUUGAUGGGAUGGUCGGCAUGAAUAUGUUAAUAUUCCUAUUCGAUGCGGAAAGCGUUUCACAAGUCCUUCGUGGCGAAAACUGGAUGCCAAUUCGUUUCCCCUCACUGGAAUACUACAGAAAAUACUACAAGAAAAGUAAAGAUCAUGAACAAAAACCAACCGGACUCAUUACGGAACAUCUUCAGCCAUGGAGGGAAUUCCGCUCCGCCGUGAACCCCGUGAUGUUACAACCGAAAACUAUAAAACUAUACACAACUGCAAUAGAUCAGGUCGCCCAGGAUAUGGUCGCCAGAAUGAAAUCUUUACGUGAUGAAAACAACAUGCUGCGUGGGAAUUUCGACGUGGAGAUGAAUCUUUGGGCUCUGGAGUCAAUCGCUGUAGUGGCUCUCGGUACAAGGCUGAAUUGCUUUGACCCGAAACUGACUGACGACUCGCCAGCCAAGAGACUGAUCCAGUGCGUCCAUGACUUCUUUUCUAUCGCCGAAGACUUGGACUUCAAGCCAAACAUGUGGAAGUACAUCACUACACCAAAAUUCAAGAAAGCGAUGAAACUUUACGAAGAUCACGAAAAUCUAUCAAAACAUUUCAUUCAACAAGCAAUGGAAGAAUUAAAAACAAACAAAGGAAAAUCGAGCAACGAGAAGGGCGUACUUGAAAAACUGAUGGAUAUCAAUGAGCAGUUUGCAUACAUUAUGGCUAGUGACAUGCUAUUCGCUGGUGUAGAUACGGCUGCUAACACCAUAACAGCCACGCUGUACCUCCUCGCGACGCACCCAGAGAAACAACAGAAACUGAGAGAAGAACUGCUAUCAAAAUCAGAAAAGAAACCGUACCUGAAAGCGUGUAUCAAAGAGUCCAUGAGGGUAAUGCCAGUGGUGUCUGGAAACAUCAGGAAAACUACCAAAGAGUACAACAUUCUUGGUUACCACAUACCGAAAGACAUGGAAAUUGUUUUCUCUCAUCAAGAGAUGGCACUGAUGGAGCAAUACUACCCGAGACCUAAAGAGUACAUCCCAGAACGUUGGGUGGUUGAUAAAGACGACCCUCUGUACCACGGCAAUGCACAUCCUUUCGCUCAAUCUCCAUUUGGCUUCGGAGUUCGCAUGUGUAUAGGUCGUCGCAUCGCAGAGCUGGAAGUGGAAACGUUCCUUGCUCGGGUCGUGGAGAACUUUAACGUGGAGUGGUUCGGCCCGCCGCCGAAAGUAGUUCAAACCUCGCUUAAUUACGUCAAGGGACCUUUUAAUUUUGUUUUCAAAGACGUUUGAGAAGCUCGUUAUUUCAAUUCGGUAUUUUAUUUCACUGUUGAUAUAUUUUGUUAAAUUAAAAAUAUUAUUAUGCAUGAGAAAAUAUUUGGCCUGAGUAACUCGAUCAACUUACUUUCGAAUUAAAAAAGUUUCUCAGAUAGACCUUGACAAUUUGACUAGCCACAUUGAAGGAUUUUUGCAAUAAAUUCUUGAACUAAUAAUUGUGGCGGUCACUUUUUCUGCAUGACUGAUUUAAUUAUCCAACAAUGUCUAAUGGUCGGUUUGGAAAUCGUUCAGUGAGACCUGUUCAACACAGAUUGAUCUAAUAUAGCCCGCUUCUUACCAAUGCCUAGUUUUAAAAAUUCUAAUAAAACAUUGCGAAUUAUACAGGUUCAUGGGUCUACGACCACACACAGAAUUGCAUCUGCAAAAGGUUACAAAGGCAUUGUCAUUUUGUAAAUAUCUAUUUUUUUUUAUUUAUUGCGUCGUAAUUGUGGCAAGGUUAUUAUAUCCACUUAAUAUAUAAAAAUAAAAGAAAUUUUAAAUACU